Osmerus eperlanus (European smelt) is the source of this 3150-nucleotide messenger RNA. RefSeq names its product FAD-dependent oxidoreductase domain containing 1 (gene foxred1). The transcript is spliced from 11 exons. Gene Ontology annotation, cellular component: cytoplasm. The record is from RefSeq and is a predicted model, not a curated record. Gene Ontology annotation, biological process: mitochondrial respiratory chain complex I assembly. Bases 240 to 1766 code for a protein of 508 amino acids. NCBI's taxonomy places the organism in Eukaryota, Metazoa, Chordata, Actinopteri, Osmeriformes, Osmeridae. Gene Ontology annotation, molecular function: oxidoreductase activity.
CUGCCAAAACCUCAACACGAGAAGAAGAGUGAUACUGGUUUUGGUAAGUGGCCAGUGAAUGACGUGGACAGUUGCUAGCUUUCUAGAACUCGUAUGAGAUCCCUUCUGAAUUACUUUCACAUUGAGUGUCGCUUGUUAACGCAAGGUUAACAAACUCUUGCUUGGUGGUCGAAAUCACAUUCGCUUUUUAUCAAUGACAACUUCACCGCAGUCUCCUGCCAGCUACCUAAGACAUUUCAAUGUGGCGAGGACUGACAACACGUCUGACAGCACGGGCGACUCACAAGAAUCAUGUAUGUUCGCAGUUGAUUCCGUGUGACACGCGACUGUGCGCCGCUGUCUGUAGCAACUUCAGCACAGGUAGACCCCUCCACAAUGACAUUUUCAAAGAGGUGGAGUCCCAGUUCAAAGCGUUCAGGCAGAAGGCGUCCGACGCCCUGCCCGGCAGUGACUGGAGUCCGUUUGAGAAGAACACCUCGCUGCCUCCGGAGAGGGCGGACAUCGUGGUGGUGGGUGGAGGUGUGGUGGGCUGGUCCAUAGCCUACUGGCUGAAGAAGAAAGAGCGUCUCAGGGACGGGGUGCGGGUCGUGGUGGUGGAGAAGGAUCCCACGUACGCCCAGGCCUCCAGUGUGCUCUCUGCUGGGGGCAUCCGUCAGCAGUUCUCCCUGCCAGAGAACAUCCACCUGUCUCUGGCCUCCGCAGACUUCAUGAGGAACAUUAACGAACAUCUGAGUGUUAUGAAUGAAGACCCAGUGGACCUUCAGUUCAACCACUCUGGUUACCUCUUCCUGGCCAGCGAGAAAGUGGCCCACAUCAUGGAGGAGAACUACAAAACCCAGAGGGAAGCGGGGGCCAAGGUCUCUCUGUUGUCCCAGGUACAGCUGAAGGACAGGUUUCCAUGGAUCAACACUGAGGGAGUGGUGCUGGCCUCCUACGGGCUGGAAAACGAAGGCUGGUUUGAUCCCUGGACUCUGCUGAAUGCAUUCAGGCGUAAGGCCAUAUCCAUGGGGGUCUACCAGUGCUUUGGAGAAGUUACAGGUUUCAAGUAUGUCUCGAAUGCCAUGACAACUCAGGAUGGUGAAAUGGUGGAUUUCAAAAGGAUCAAACAUGUUAAUGUCCAGAUGCCCAACAGUCUAGAGUAUCAGCCGGUGGAGUGUGCCAUCGUGGUGAACGCAGCCGGUGCCCACUCCGGCAAGGUGGCAGAGAUGAUGGGCAUCGGCGCCGGGGCGAAGGACACCUGGGCCGGCAUCCGUCUACCUGUGGAGCCCAGGAAGAGGUUUAUCUAUGUGGUCCACUGUCCAGACGGACCCGGCCUAGACACUCCUUUCCUGAUCGACUACUCUGGUGUUUACUUCAGACGGGAGGGCCUGGCCGGCAACUAUAUCGCUGGGAUGUCUCCCGAGGAGGCUGAGGAACCAGAUACCAGUAACCUGGAGGUGGACCACAAGUUCUUCCAGGACAAGAUCUGGCCUCAUCUGGCCAAUCGCGUUCCAGCCUUCGAAUGCCUGAAGGUCACAAGCGCGUGGGCUGGUUUCUACGACUUUAACACGUUCGACCAGAACGCCAUCGUGGGCAUGCACCCGCUGGUGAGCAACAUGCUGUUCGCCACAGGCUUCAGUGGUCACGGCCUGCAGCACUCCCCCGCCGUGGGCCGUGCCGUGGCCGAGAUCAUCCUGGACGGAGGGUUCCGGACCCUGGACCUGAAGGCCCUGGGGUUCAAACGCAUCCUGGCCCAGGAGCCCAUGCUGGAGAGGAACAUCGUCUGAGAGGAGAGCGUGGGUGGACUGGAGCCCUCCUCCUCUGGUGGGGUUCAAGGACUAGAGCCCUCCUCUUCUCUGGUGGGGUUCAAGGACUGGAGCCCUCCUCCUCCUCUGGUGGGGUUCAAGGACUGGAGCCCUCCUCCUCUGGUGGGGUUCAAGGACUAGAGCCCUCCUCUUCUCUGGUGGGGUUCAAGGACUGGAGCCCUCCUGUUCUCUGGUGGGGUUCAAGGACUGGAGCCCUCCUCCUCUGGUGGGGUUCAAGGACUAGAGCCCUCCUCUUCUCUGGUGGGAUUCAAGGACUGGAGCCCUCCUCCUCCUCUGGUGGGGUUCAAGGACUGGAGCCCUCCUCCUCUGGUGGGGUUCAAGGACUAGAGCCCUCCUCUUCUCUGGUGGGGUUCAAGGACUAGAGCCCUCCUCUUCUCUGGUGGGGUUCAAGGACUGGAGCCCUCCUGUUCUCUGGUGGGGUUCAAGGACUGGAGCCCUCCUCCUCUGGUGGGGUUCAAGGACUGGAGCCCUCCUCCUCCUCUGGUGGGGUUCAAGGACUGGAGCCCUCCUCCUCUGGUGGGGUUCAAGGACUAGAGCCCUCCUCUUCUCUGGUGGGGUUCAAGGACUGGAGCCCUCCUGUUCUCUGGUGGGGUUCAAGGACUAGAGCCCUCCUCCUCUGGUGGGGUUCAAGGACUAGAGCUCUCCUCCUCUGGUGGGGUUCAAGGACUAGAGCCCUCCUGUUCUCUGAUGGGGUUCAAGGACUAGAGCUCUCCUGUUCUCUGAUGGGGUUCAAGGACUAGAGCUCUCCUCUGGUGGGGUUCAAGGACUAGAGCCCUCCUGUUCUCUGAUGGGGUUCAAGGACUAGAGCUCUCCUCUGGUGGGGUUCAAGGACUAGAGCUCUCCUCCUCUGGUGGGGUUCAAGGACUAGAGCCCUCCUCCUCUCUGGUGGGAUUCAAGGACUACAGCCCUCCACCCCUCUCCAACAUGCAUCUCAUCGAGCUAGAGCAGAUAGCAGGGUCGGACUGGCCGUCGGGAGAUUUCUCGAACGGCCGCGUCAUAAUGAAGAAAAAAAUUAUUAUAAUAAUCCACGGUCACGGGCCGGUCUGCGUUUCAAAGUCCCGGGCCGUUUUUCAGUCCCAGUCCUGGUAGGUAGUGUGUAGAUAUAUAUACACGGCUAGAGUAGAAGGUGUUAGAUAUGAGAUAGAUAUCUUAUGAUUGUGGAAUUAUUAAAUUCCGGAAUGUGACCCUGUCUUGCACUGUGUAAUUGUCAUUGGUCACAACUGUGAUAACCGAUUCAGAAGCUGCAAAAUGUGAUCAGAAGACUCAAAAGCAUGUAUCAUGUUAAAAAGAAAAAAUACUUCAAAAAUGACUUAUUUCCAGUAUAAUAAAGGACGCAUACUGUUUA